UUUGCGGUCAAGCACUAAUGUGGUUCACCCAGCUGGAACCAGGCUCAAUAAUUAAUUUUGACGAGUUGUCGGCCGUGUUCCUAAAACAAUAUUCUAUCCUUAUGGAUAAAAUCGUUUCAGAUGCUGACCUUUGGAAUCUAACACAAGGGCCGAAUGAGUCACUUAGAGCUUUCAUUACCAAAUUCAAGGGGGUGCUAUCAAAACUCCCAAGAAUCUCGCAGCAGUCAGCUUUGUCUGCCCUACGAAAAGGUUUGUGGCAUGAUUCAAGGUUCAAAGAGGAUCUAAUACUUCACAAACCGGAUACGAUUCAAGAUGCACUUUUCUGUGCAAACAAUUGGAUGGAAGUAGAAGACGAAAAAGAGAGUUUUGCGAAAAGGAACAAACAAGCGAAACCAGUGGUCACCUUCCCUACCAAAAAGUUUGAGCCUAGGGAGAACCAAGGACCAAAAAAGUUUGGAUCGCAAACCUUCAACAAUACCGUCGGGAAGCAAUUUCAAGGAAAGGCGAGGUCAAACACUUGGGUCCGUGACGAAAGUUUGUAUUGUGACAUCCAUAAGGUAACCGAACACUUAACCAAAGACUGUAGUGUCCUCAAAAAGCAUCUCGAAGAACUAUGGGCCAGUGGAGAUCUUUCCAAAUUCAAGAUAGAAAAUUUCGUGAAGGAAUACCACGAAGCGAAAGAUAACUCCAAAGAUCAGAACAUAAAAAGACCAAGGUUGUCCAAUGAAGAAGAACCUAGGAGUUCGAAGGGAAAAAUCAAUGUAAUCUUUGGAGGUUCCAAACUUUGCCGAGAUACGAUCAGUGCCAUAAAAAAGCAUAGGCGAAAUCUCUCACUCAAGACAAGCCUGGGCGAAGAAGUUGACUUUCAAGGAAAAAAGUUUGACAAUGCAAACGUACAAGGCAAAUAA
Molecule: messenger RNA, 908 nt
Organism: Arabidopsis lyrata subsp. lyrata
Lineage: Eukaryota; Viridiplantae; Streptophyta; Magnoliopsida; Brassicales; Brassicaceae
Exons: 2
Coding region: 18-908 (296 amino acids)
Source: RefSeq, a predicted model, not a curated record